AUGACAACAUCAACAAUUGAAAAUGGAGCAUCAUCACCAAUUAUUGUAUCAUCAUCAACACCAAAACUUUAUCAAGAAGGAGCAGGAGUAUGGAUACCAGAUCAAGAAUUAGGAUGGAUUGGAGCAGAUGUAAUUGAACAUUCAGAGACAUCAGCAGAUCAAGUAUUAGUUAGAACAGAGGAUGAUAGAGAAGUGAAAAUACCAUUAAGUAAAGUGUUUCAAAAGAAUCCAGAUAUAUUGGAAGGUGUUGACGAUUUAUCAUUUUUAUCACAUUUACACGAACCUGCAAUCUUACAUAACCUCCAUCACCGUUAUAAUUUGAACCAAAUCUAUACAUAUAUUGGAAAGAUUUUAAUCGCAAUCAAUCCAUACACAUCAUUACCACUGUAUGGAAAGGAGAUGAUCAGUGCCUACUAUGGUAAACAAUUGGGUACAUUAGCACCACACGUUUAUGCCGUAGCUGAAGAUGCUUUCAAAGAUAUGCGUUAUGAUGGUACAAGUCAAUCAAUUUUAGUAUCUGGUGAAUCGGGUGCUGGUAAAACUGAAACUACAAAAUUCUUAUUACAAUAUUUUGCUGCGAUGGGUAAUAUGAUUAAAGAAUCAACAUCAUCAUCAUCAAUAAAUGGAAUUAAUACAUCAUCUGACGGUAUCCCAGUAACACCACCACCUUCACCAAUGAAAAAAUCACCUGUUGAUAAAUCGGUUGAAGAAAGAGUUUUAGAAAGUACACCAUUAUUAGAAGCAUUUGGUAAUGCUAAAACUUUAAGAAAUGAUAAUUCAUCUCGUUUUGGUAAAUUCAUUGAAAUUCAUUUUAAUGAAAUGGGUUCAAUUAUUGGUGCAAAAAUUUUAACAUAUUUAUUAGAAAAAUCAAGAAUUGUAAGACAAGUUUAUAAUGAAAGAAAUUAUCAUAUAUUUUAUCAAUUAUUAUCAGGUGCAUCAGAAGAAUUAAAAGAAAAAUUAAAUUUAAAAACAAUUGAAGAAUAUAGUUAUUUAAAUAAGAGUGGAUGUUUUGAAAUUGAAGGUGUAUCGGAUGAAGAGCAUUUUAAUAAGACAUGUCAUGCAAUGCAAGUUGCAGGUAUAACAUUGGUUGAACAAGAGAAUGUAUUUAGAAUAUUAUCAGCGAUUUUAUUGAUUGGUAAUUUUGAAUUUGAAAAUAUAGCCGGAUCAAAUGAUGAUAGUUGUCAAUUGAUUGAUCGUGACCCAUUGGAGAAAGUAUCGGUAUUGUUAGGAUGUGCACAACCUGAUGAAUUGUUGAAUUCAAUGUUAACACGUAAAGUGGUGACGGGUAAAGAGUCGUACAUAUCACAUAAUACAAAAGAGCGUGCUGAGAAUGCAAGAGAUUCAUUGUCAAUGUUUUUAUAUGGUAUGAUGUUUGAUUGGUUGGUUGUGAAAAUCAAUUCAAGUAUGUCGAUUUCAACACAACAAAAAUCCAAAUCGUUCAUUGGUGUAUUGGAUAUCUAUGGUUUUGAAUCGUUUGAAGUGAACGGGUUCGAACAGUUUUGCAUCAAUUAUGCCAAUGAAAAGUUACAACAAUUAUUUAAUCAACACGUUUUCAAAGAGGAGCAACAGGAGUAUAUAAAGGAGAAGAUCGAUUGGUCAUACAUUGAUUUCAAUGAUAAUCAAGAUACUUUGGAUUUAAUUGAAAAGAAACCCAUUUGUAUAUUGACCUUACUCGAUGAGGAGACUAUGUUCCCCAAGGCCACACCUCAGACAUUGGCAACUAAACUUUACUCAAAAAUGACAAGUCAUAGUAAAUUUGAAAAGCCACGUUUCUCAUCGACUGCUUUCACAAUCAAUCAUUAUGCUGGUAAAGUAACCUAUGAAACUGAUCAAUUCCUUGACAAGAAUAAGGAUUUCAUAAUUCCUGAACAAAUUUCAAUUUUACAAAGAUCAAAUUUCUCAUUCAUUAAAGUGUUAAUGUCACAUUCUGAUAAGUUCACUCAAUCACCUGGUGGCCAUCCACAAGGUAAUGGUGGUCCAACUUCUUCCAAUACAAAGGGUACUUCAGGUUCAUCGUCAAUGAAAUUCCUUUCUGUUGGUUCACAAUUUUCAACAUCACUUGCAACUUUAAUGAAAACUAUUUCAACUACAACACCACAUUACGUUCGUUGUAUUAAACCAAAUCCAGAGAAAUUACCUCAAACUUUUAAUAAACAAGAUGUAAUUCAUCAAUUACGUUGUGGUGGUGUUAUGGAAUCUGUUAGAAUUUGUUGUGCAGGUUUUCCAACUCGUAGAUUAUUAUCUGAAUUUUAUCAACGUUAUAAAAUUUUAUAUGUAAAAGAUAUUAAUACUGGCAGUGGUGGUGGUAAGAAAGGUUCAAAUAAUAAUAAAAUUAAAGAUCCAAAAAUUUUAGUUCAAAAUUUAUUAACUGGUAUUGAAUUAUCAGAUGAUAAAUAUAAGAUUGGUUUAACAAAAGUAUUUUUAAGAGCUGGCCAAUUGGCAAGUUUAGAAGAUAUGAGAUUGGAGCAAUUGGAUCGUAGUGCAACAGUUAUUCAAAAGAGAUGGAAAGGUUAUUUAUAUCGUAAACGUUAUAAACAACUUAGAGAUGCAUCAUUGAUAAUUCAAACUAAACUUAGAUCAGUACAUGCAAAACAACAAUUAUCAGCAUUACAACGUACUCAUUCAGCCAUUUUAAUACAAAAAGUUUGGAGAGCUCAUAGGGAUAGAGUUCAAUAUCAAAAGAUUAGAGAUGCUUCAUUACAAUUGCAAACUGUAAUGAGAAGACAUUUAUUCUCUGAGCAAGUUCAUAGGGAAAGAUGUGAGAAUGCAGCAAUCAUCCUACAAACAAAGAUUAGACAAAUCCUAUCAAAGAGAGAAGUUGAUAAAAAGUUACGUGGUAUCAUUUUAAUUCAAGCAAGAUGGAGAAUGAAAUUGGCCAAAAGGGUUUACAUACAAUUAAGAGCCGAAGCAAGAUCAUUGCGUACCGUUCAAGAGCAAAAGAAUAAACUUCAAGAGAAACUUGAGGAAUUGCAAUGGCGUUUAACCUCUGAAGCAAAACGUAAACAACAAUUGGAGGAUCAAAAAGUUAAAUCUGAUACAACCAUUAGUGAGCUUUCAAGUAAUAAUGAUCAUCUCGAAUUACAAUUAUCAGAGAUUCAAUUGAAAUAUCAAGAAUUGGAUAAAUCAAAUCAAAGCAGUCAAUUACAAUUAUCUGAAUGUUUAUCAAAACUAGAGGAACAAACUCAACAAUUAGAUCAUUCAAGUAAAUUAAAUAAAAAACUUGAGAAAGAUUUAUCUGAUCAACAUGAUUCCAUCGAGAAAUUACAAUCACAAUUUAAUGAAACUGAACAACAAUUACAACAAUUUAAACAACAAUCUGAGGAAUUAUCAAGUAAAUUAUCAAAAACCACUCAACAAUUGGAUUUCAAUAAACAAGAAUUUGAUAGAUUAUCUCAAGAGAGAGAUACUGAUAAUACAAAUAAUCAAUUAGAGAUUCAACAAUUAAAGAAAGCAAAUUCAACUCUAGAAGAGGAUUACUUUAGUUUAUCAGGUAUUAGAGAUAAUUUAGAGAGACAAGUAUUGGAAUUACGUGAUGAAAAUCAAUUAAUAAAGGAGAGAUUAGAUUCAUUGGGUCAACAAUCCUCUCAGUUCCAAAGUGGUGCAGCAUUAGAGAAACAACAAUUGGAACAAUUGGUUCAAGAACAAUCUGAACAAUUAAUUAAACUUUCCUCAGAGAAAUUGGGUAGUGAGGAGGAGGCAAAGAAACAAAUCAAUCAAUUAGAACUUGAACUUACUGAUCAUAAAUCUAAAUUACAAAUUCAAUUACAAUUGACUGAACAAUCCAAUGAAAAGAUAAAGAAACUCAAAGGUAAAUUAGAGGAAUAUCAAGAUGAAAAGAAACAAUUACAACAAGAGCUCGAAAGAAUUAAACAAUCAAAACAAUCGGUUGAAGAUGAAAAGAAUUCAUUAAUCACUCAAUUAACAACGGUCAAAUUUGAAAGUACUCAAGUUUCAACCAAUGUAUCUCAUCAAAAAGAAAAGAUCACCACAUUGAAAUCUACAAUCGAAGAAUUGAAUAAAUCGAUUGGCAAAUUACAAGCUGAACAAAAGAAUAAAGAUGACGAGAUACGUAAGAUUCAAUUUGAAUUAAAUGAUCAAAAACAACAAUUCACUAGACAAACCAAAGAGUUUUCUGAUCUUCAAUCACAACAAUCAAUCGAUAGACAAAAAUCAGAGAUUACAAUUCAUUCAUUAGAGAGAACCAAUGAAACUUUGAAAUCCGAUUUCGAACGUGUUCAACAAUCAUUGAAACAACAAGAGAGAGAUUGUCAACAAUAUAAAGACACAAUCAAUAGAUUAGAGAAUGAGGUUAAACAAUUGACUCAAUUGAAAGAACGUUUCGAAAAUGAAUUCUUUGUUGCAAAGGAACAAAAUUCAAAUCAAACUCAAGAAUCUGUUUAUCUAAAAGAGGUUACCACUCAAAUGCAACAAAAUCAAUCACGUAUCGAAAGAGAAUUAGAGGAAAAGAAACAACAUAUCACUAGAAUCGACGAUGAACGUGAUGAACUCAAGAAACAAUUGACUCAACUUCAACAACAACAUGAACAAUCUUCAACUCAAUUGCUAUUGGCUCAAAAUGAAUUGGAACGUCUUAGAAAGAAAGAACUAAAAUAUAAAGAACGUGGUCAUGAAACUUCCAAACAACAAGAUCAAUUCAAUAUGGAGAUUCAAUCAUUACGUAUCACCAAUAAUGAUCAAUUGAAAUCUUUACAAGAUUAUGAACAAGAGAAAAAGAAACUCAAAGAUAAACUUUCAUCCUCUAAACAAGAGGCUCAACAACAACGUGAAUCAAUCAUUAAAAUGGAUGCUGAAUUAUCUGCAAUUAAACAACAUUCGCAAUGGGUUGAAAAUUCUUUCACCGAUAUGAAACAAAGAAAUCAAGAACUCAUUGAAUCAAGUGCACUCUAUAAACAACAAUUGUUACAACAAACUUCAACAAUCGAUUCAACCAUCAAAGAGAAAGAGAAUGAAAUUUCAAAAUUACAACAACAACUUGAAACUUCAAAUCAACAAUUACACCAAUUGAAAGAGGAAUUAAAUUCAAUGAAACAAUCCAAUCAAUUAGAAUCCACCGAACAAUCUAAACAAUUGAAUCAACUCAUUCAAGAGAAUCAACAAUUGAAAUCGGUCACCAAUGAAAUCUCUAAACAAUUGGAUGAUGCUGUCUUUGAGAAUCAAAAGAUUAACAAUACAAUCAAAGAACAAGAGAUCAAAUCAAAGAGAAUGUCUGUCGAAUUACAACAACAUAUCGAUGAAGGUAAACAACAAGAGAUUCAACAAUUACAAUCUACAAUAGCUCAAUUGAAACAACAACAACAAUCUGAAACUGAUCGUCUAGAAAAAGAAAUUCAACAAAUGAAACGUGAAAGAGAAACUCAAAUGAAAUUGGUAGAGUCUACAAAAUUAAAUUAUCACAUGUUGGAGGAUCGUAUGGAACUCUAUAGAAAUGUUAUGGAGAUCAUUGAUUACAAAGAAACUGAAUGGGAGAAAUUGGCAAGAUUGGCCGGUUGUAAAGAAUUGGAUACAAAAUUACUCUCUGAUUUCCUUUUAUCUUGUAAAUUAGAACAUACUAGUUUAGGUAGUCAAAUGUGGUUCCAUCAAAUAGAUUAUUGGUGUCCUUAUGAAAGAGACUCAAGUAAAGGUAUCUUUUAUGGUAUCAUUAGAUCAAUAGUUGAUUUCACAAUUAAAAACUUUGAUGAUGUUGAUCUUCUCUCCUAUUUAUUGGCUUGCUGUUCUCUUACACUUUUCCUUUAUAAAAAGAAUUUAGUUAAACAUUUAAAUGGUGCAAAUUCAAUUAUGCCAAUCAUACCAACAUUGGGAGAUUUAGAAGAAUUAAAUGAAAGAUUAUCACAUCAAUCAUUAACAACUAGUGGUAAAUUCUCUGGUGGUGGUGGUGGUGGUGGUAUUGAUUUCAUUGAUCAAUUACAACAAAGUACUGGUAUAACUUUUGGUUUAAUAUUUAAAGCUACAACUCUUAAAUUAUCACCAUUGGUUGAUGGUGCAAUUUUAAAUGAAAAUUAUAAUAAGAAAUUAACAUCAAUCUCUGCUUCUUCAUUUGGUAGUGGUAGUUUUGGUCUUGGUUCUAAUGGUGUUGGUAGUGUAUUAUCAAUUGAAUUGAUUACAACUUAUCUCUCUUCAAUCAUUACAAUAUUCCAACAUCGUAUGGUACAUUUUACAUUAUCACAAAGAUUCUUUAAUCAAGUAUUUUGUUGGAUUGGUGCUUUAAUAAUGAAAGGUUUCAUGUUGAGACAAACUUUUUGUACAGAAACAUUUGCUACCUUUGUUAAAACAAAGAUUGACUUUUUAACUAGAUGGGCCGAUGAUAUUGGUAAUGUUUGGGUUGGUGAUGUCGCUAAUGCUUUCCAACAAGUUAGAGAGGUCAUCAAUGUUUUAAAUAUUAAAGAUAAAGAAAAGAUCAUCGAUGAUAAAAUACGUAAACAAUAUUGUCCAACUUUAAAUUCAAAUCAAUUGAAACAAGUCUUAUCUUUAUUCUCUCCUGGUGAGUUUGGUGGUAAACGUGUCUCUGCUAAAGUUAUCGCCUCCAUUUGUCCACCAAAUAAAUCCUCUGCUGGUCAAUCCUUUGUUCAAGAUGAAAACAAAUUAAAUACAAUUCCAAUUGAUUCUUUACAUUAUUUAGAAAUUCAAGAUAUUAAAACACUUUCUUUACCACUCUCUAUAAGACAAACAAUUGAAACUGAAAUCAUUAAUUUAAAACAACAAAUUGCUUGUAAAAAAUAA
Molecule: messenger RNA, 6738 nt
Organism: Dictyostelium discoideum AX4
Lineage: Eukaryota; Evosea; Eumycetozoa; Dictyosteliales; Dictyosteliaceae
Gene: myoJ
Exons: 3
Coding region: 1-6738 (2245 amino acids)
Cellular component (GO): myosin complex; contractile vacuole
Molecular function (GO): ATP binding; cytoskeletal motor activity
Source: RefSeq, a predicted model, not a curated record